AUGAGCUCUCGCUUCAAGAGCCUAGGCUUCGGUUCCAAACGCAAGAGCGCUGCCAACAUCCAGACCAGCACCGUCAAUCCCUCCAACGCCUCCACCUCGACUACCGCAAGCACCCCUCCUCCUCCGAGUUCUUCCCAGACUAGCCUCCCUAUGAAUCCCCAGCAACUGGGUCGCCCUCCCAGUUACUCAUAUAACAGUGCCGCCGGUCGUCCCCAGAGUCCGAUGCCCCCUGGUCAACAGCAGCUCGCUCAUCACCCCGCGCCCAUCAACACCACUCAAGGCUACAUGAAUCAACACCCGCCGCCGCCGCAGCAGCAAAUGGGGCCCCCACAGCCUCCGGGCUAUGGUGGUGCCUACAAUCAAAUGCAGCAGCAGCAGCCGCCGCCGCCGCAACAGGGUGGUAUGCAGUACAUGAACUCUCAGCAUGUCGCUGGCCGCCCCGCCGAAGUUGCGGGUGACUCAAACCGCAGCAAGGCUCAGCUUAUCGUCGGCAUCGACUUCGGCACGACAUUUUCCGGUGUUGCUUUCGCCUUUGCGACAAACACGGAAGCCAAAGAAGACAUUAUAACGGAGUGGCCAGGUGCAGGCAACCAAACCAAGCAAAAGAUUCCCACCGUUCUCUAUUAUGACCAGUAUCAGAAAGUAGUUGGUUGGGGUCCCGAUAUUGCUGACGCCCUUGCGCCGACCGGUUAUCCCAAACCAGGUGUACAGAAGGUCGAGUGGUUCAAGCUCCAGUUGAUGCUGUCCGGAAAUACCUAUAUUGACCCCAUCAACCUGCCUCCUCUACCUCCUGGGAAGUCUGAGAUUGAUGUCGCUGCCGACUAUUUAUUCAAGCUGCGACAGGCCAUGCGCGUUCAAUUGCAGAAAACUCUAGGUGAAGUGUUCAACAGAGAAGAGCGUAACAUCCGGUAUUACCUCACCGUGCCUGCCAUUUGGAACGAUGCUGGCAAGGCAGCUACAAGAGCAGCUGCAAUCCAAGCUGGCUUUAUUCGCGACGAUAACGACAACCGUCUAACUCUCAUUACCGAGCCCGAAGCUGCUGCUAUGUUCUGCUCAAAAACCGGUCUGCUCAACCUCAAAGUCCAUGAUGCAGUGUUGAUUGUGGACUGUGGUGGAGGUACUGUCGAUUUGAUCGCGUACGAGGUUGAGGAAGAGACGCCCUUCACAGUCGCUGAGUGUACUGCGGGUUCUGGUGAUUCCUGUGGAUCCACCGCCUUGAACCGCAAUUUCUCCAAUAUUCUGCGGGCGAAGAUCCGCAAGAUGAAGCUCCCAGACGGCUCGAAGACUGCAGGACGUGUGUAUGCCAAGUGCAUCAUGGACUUCGAGAACAGAAUAAAGGCCGAUUUCCGCAACAAUGGUCAAAAGUGGGCCGUCGACGUUGGUAUUGAAGCCGAAUUUCCUGAAGCUGGUAUUGAAGAAGGCUACAUGACCUUCACCAACGAAGAAAUCCUCCAGUGCUUCGAGCCAGUCGUCAACCGCAUUCUUGAGCUUGUCCGCAAUCAGAUCAUCGCCAUUCAGGCUCAGAACCGGUCUUUGCAGCACGUUUUGGUUGUUGGUGGUUUCGGUGCUUCGGAAUACCUCUUCCAGCAGAUCAAGCUCCACGUACCUCCUCAAUUCCAAUCUAAAGUCGUACGACCCAUGGACUCGGUCUCAGCGAUCGUCAAGGGUGCCGUUACGGCCGGUAUUACCGAGAAGGUGGUCACCUCUCGUGUUGCUCGCCGACACUAUCUUAUGGCAACCCUACAACCCUUCAAGGAGGGUCACCAUCCCGAGCAGUAUCGUGUGCCCAGUCUUGAUGGCAAGGAUCGGUGCAAAUACACCCGCCAGAUCUUCGUGCAGAAGGGUGAGAGAGUCAAGGUGGGCGAACCGGUCAAGGUUUCAUUCUUUAGACAGGUUGCUCCGGGCGCUACUCUGAUGUACGAGGAUAUCUUGUACGCUUGCGACGAGGAUGUUUGCCCCGAGUACACGAAGGAUCCCCGUAUCAAGGAGGUCGUCACUUUAACCUCCGAUCUAUCCCGGAAGAAUCUCGAGAAGGACUUUGAGCGCAUGGACACCCCCCAGGGUACCUUCUACAGGGUGUACUUUGAUAUUUACCUGACAUUGGACGGUUCUGAGUUCAACGCCGAGCUUGUCUGCCAAGGAGAGGUUAUGGGCCGCUGCACUGCGAGGUUCCGAUAA
Molecule: messenger RNA, 2178 nt
Organism: Cyphellophora europaea CBS 101466
Lineage: Eukaryota; Fungi; Ascomycota; Eurotiomycetes; Chaetothyriales; Cyphellophoraceae
Exons: 4
Coding region: 1-2178 (725 amino acids)
Molecular function (GO): ATP binding; ATP-dependent protein folding chaperone
Source: RefSeq, a predicted model, not a curated record